Messenger RNA from Serendipita indica DSM 11827, 1911 nucleotides. The record is from the annotation of a GenBank genome assembly. NCBI's taxonomy places the organism in Eukaryota, Fungi, Basidiomycota, Agaricomycetes, Sebacinales, Serendipitaceae.
AUGGUCCUUGGAAUCUCCCUCCGUGGCAAGAAGAAAAAGGAGGAGCCGACGAUUCGACCGUCGCCCAGUCUCCCGAGCGUGCUCCCGACGGGUAUUCCGUGGCCAGAGGAUCUCGUCGACAUCAACGACGUCAAAGCUGCGCGCACGAGCACUCAGCAGAGUGAGCAGCAGCAGCAGCAGGAUGCGCAAGGAACGCUGAAUCGCAAGAGCUCUAUCAACUUUGCUCGUCCGUUCCGUACUGGCUCGCCCAGCAGCGAGAGCGGACCUAUCGGAGGAAAGAUUGCGAGCUUGUUUAGCUCAAAGGGCGCUGGUACAGGCGGCUUUAUUCGUUCCUCCGGCCAUCCUACCGUCAGUCUGUCCCGCAGCCAGCGACGGAGGGUUGCGCCGACACUCAACAUUGUGGUCGCUGGAGAGCGUUCGACGGGCAAGACGUCGUUGCUCAAACUCUUCCUCGAAACGUCAGAGAUAUCGUCGACUGCAACGCCAGAGCAAAAGCUUUCUGUCGAUACAUUCAUGUCAAAGUCCCGCAAGAGCACGCGGUCGCUGCAGACGGUGUGCGUCGAGAUUGCAGAGACGCGCUUUGAUCGCAUCCUGCUCACCCUCGUCGACACACCUGGUCUGUGCUAUGCAGACGGGCAAGAACUCGCUUUGGAGCGCUCUGUUUCGUCGCUUGUCAAGUACAUUGACAUGCAAUAUGAUGAAACGAUGGGAGAGGAAUCCAAAGUCGUUCGUCAGAGCAAAGGAGACCAACAUGUGCAUCUGUGCAUAUAUCUCAUUGACCCGGAUUCGAUCAUGACCGUCAAAGCACGCAGAGCAAAGUCUCGCCUGCCAACACGGACCCGCUCUCAGAUCCAUCUUGCCUCCAGGGAUGACGCGACCAACGAGUCCUCUGACGAGGAGGAAGAGGACGAAUACGAUAACGGUCAACACCACCACAGCAAGCUUUGUAUGAACCCUGCCGAGAUUCGUGUGAUCAAGCGACUUGCUUCUCGCGUCAACGUCCUUCCAGUCAUUGCACGCUCCGACUCGCUGACGGAGAGCCGCCUUCGCGCGGUCAAGCGUACCGUUCGUAGAGAGCUCAUUGCUGCCGGAGUCGGAUUCGGCGUCUUUUCUCCGUCAACAGUCGGCGCCAACGUUUCCAAUGGUGCUGCCGGCCAAGGAGAUGCAGCGAGUGAGGCCGAAACACCGACAAAAGCCACUGGAGUGACAACUGCUGGUGAUGCAGAGGGCGAGGAGGAAGACGCAGAAGAGGAUCGUCAAGCUCGUCCAGUCAUCCGGAUUCGCGCUCGCAAGAGCUUUACGGGCACGGAGCGAUCUCGCUCCAGAAGACGAAGGAGCGGACUCGACGAGCCGUCUCCUGAGCGUGGUGAUGAGGAUGGAGAACAGCCUCCUCUCCCCGAUGGAAGCAGCGCCAUCACUGCGACCGGUUCCAGACUCAGCAAGGCGGCGCUCGAGGCCAUAUUGCCGUUUGCCUUUGUCUCUCCACAACCACAACGCAAGGGCGAGAUGUCUCCCGGUACGCAAUCCCCGGUCCCGAACGGCAAUCACCUCUCCGCCAACGAACUGGACGUCCCUGCGACACCACUCAGUCAAAGAAGUUCUGUCCCUCCCUCGGCAUUCCCACAGCAGUACCAGAGUCCAGGCAUCAACGACUACGAGACGCGCGAGUUUCCCAAAGGACGCUUUGUCCGCAACUUUAAAUGGGGCACACUCGACGUGUUGGACCCCGCCCAUUGUGACUUUGUAGCACUGCGCACCGCGGUUCUAUCGACGCAUUUCCGAGCGAUCAAGAUGAACACGCGCGAAGUGUUGUACGAAAAAUACAGGACCGACAAGCUCCUGGCCAGACGCGCGACGCGCAAUAUUACCAAGGAGGACCGGAAACGCUUGCUCGAGGACCUCGGCCUCUAG